Nicotiana tabacum (common tobacco) is the source of this 1389-nucleotide messenger RNA. Its product is annotated as cycloeucalenol cycloisomerase. Gene Ontology annotation, molecular function: cycloeucalenol cycloisomerase activity. The record is from RefSeq and is a predicted model, not a curated record. NCBI's taxonomy places the organism in Eukaryota, Viridiplantae, Streptophyta, Magnoliopsida, Solanales, Solanaceae.
AGUUACACUGAGCAAAACACAAAAGAGCACGUCCAAAAAUAUAGAUUAAAAAAAAGAUUGCCCCUUUUUUCUGUUAUAUUAUUCUUUUCAGUCUUCUUCUUAAUCUCUUCUUCAUCACAGAUCAGUGGCCUCUUUUUAGGUUUUAGGUUAUUCACAAUUUGAUUUGCCAUAUUGUUGUUUAUGAGUUUAGGGGCAAGUUCUAGUUUGUGACACAGCUAAUAAAUUUUGGGUUUUCGCCAAGUUCAAAUUUUGAGUGAGGAGGAAGCUCUUUUUGACAAUUAAGCUGUGGAAAUAAAUGGAAGGUAGUAAAGUGACUAGUUCAACUUCCAGUCUGUGGUUAGCUCAAAACCCUAGCAAGAGAUGGGGUGAAGUAUUCUUUCUGCUCUACACUCCCUUUUGGCUCACCCUGUGCCUUGGUGUUGUCGUCCCGUAUAAGCUCUACGAGAAUUUUACAGAGUGGGAGUACCUCUUGCUGGGGCUUAUUUCUGCACUUCCUGCUUUCUUUGUACCCGUGAUAUUUGUUGGAAAGGCUGACAGGAGCAUUCCUUGGAAGGAUCGUUAUUGGGUAAAGGCUAAUCUCUGGAUAGCAAUUUUCACUUAUGUUGGGAACUACUUUUGGACCCACUAUUUCUUCACAGUUUUGGGUGCUUCUUAUACAUUUCCGUCUUGGAAGAUGAAUAAUGUACCCCAUACAACUUUCCUUUUAGCACAUGUUUGCUUCCUGUUUUACCAUGUCUCGGCAAACAUGACCCUUCGCAGGCUACAGCAUGCUAUUGCUGAUUUGCCCGAGAAUAUUCAGUGGGCUUUCAGGGCAGGAUGGAUUCUAGCAUAUGCUUAUUUUAUAGCUUAUUUGGAAACCUUAGCUAUUUCCAAUUUUCCGUACUAUGACUUCGUGGACCGAGCUAUUAUGUAUAAAGUUGGCUCGUUGUUUUACGCGAUCUACUUCAUUGUAAGCUAUCCGAUGUUUUUCAGGGUUGAUGAGAAACCUGGUGAUUCGUGGGACUUGCCAAGAGUGUCCAUUGAUGCUUUGGGUGCUGCAAUGCUCGUCACAAUUUUACUCGACUUAUGGCGCCUUUUUCUAGGCCCCAUUGUUCCAAUGGCAGAAACCAAACAAUGCCUUCAAUCAGGACUCCCAUGGUUUUCAGUGACAUCUUGAAGGAGUUUCAAUUGCGGCGUGUGAACUCAACAGCUUCUGCAAAAUCAGAAGUUUAGGUCUCUUGAAAUGAUGUUGAGUGGAUCAGUUUAGGCCCUUGUUGUACUCUUACCAACUUUAGACAACUUCAGAAUGAUGUUCACUUGUACUCUUCUUGAACACUAUGUUUUAUUAGUUUCUGAGAAACUGGAAAGCAAGUUAGCCAGUAAAAGCAGUUUCAGAUUUCUUGGUGCCAA